Messenger RNA from Ambispora leptoticha, 627 nucleotides. NCBI's taxonomy places the organism in Eukaryota, Fungi, Glomeromycota, Glomeromycetes, Archaeosporales, Ambisporaceae. The record is from the annotation of a GenBank genome assembly.
AUGUCGAUAAUUUUGCCUCCACAAUUUGAAGUUUAUUCUUUAUUUUCACCAACCCAGCAAGAGGGUGAACUUCCCUAUGUUGGAUAUCAACCUGUUAAUCAAUUUAGCAAGUUUGAUAUUUUAUCCUCCUCUUUCAUAAGCCCUCCCCAUGACGAUAAUAAAAAUGAAACAUCAAAAUAUGGCGAGACUGUAAAUAAUAAUAAGCUUGUUUUAGAUCAACCAUCACACAAUAAAGAGUUAACUGAUGAAAAAGUUAUUGAUCAAAAAAUCUUUACGCCAUUUAACAACGAAUUAUAUGACGCACCUCAAGAAGUGAUUCUUGCAUCCAGCUUGACCAGAGUUCGCCGAGAUUCGGAGUGCUCUGAUCCUUCAAUUAAUCCCGAUCUGGAUCCUGAUCGUCCACUUAUCAUUGACGAAAGUUUCGAUGAAGAUGGAAUAACGAUUGAAGCUCGCAAAGGAUUCUUUAACUCGUUAUUUGGUAAAAAAUUAAGACACACAAGCCUUGAUAAUAGUCAAGAGAAAAUUAUUCUCGAUCAAACACGUUUCUUCAUCGAUGAUGAUGAAGAGUUGGCAAUAGCUCGUAAAAAAUCUGUCAUGGCGACAUUUCAAAGUCAGGCUCAUGUUUAA